Molecule: messenger RNA, 2508 nt
Organism: Homalodisca vitripennis (glassy-winged sharpshooter)
Lineage: Eukaryota; Metazoa; Arthropoda; Insecta; Hemiptera; Cicadellidae
Exons: 4
Coding region: 75-1742 (555 amino acids)
Source: RefSeq, a predicted model, not a curated record
UGUAUUGUAAUUGAGUCACGUCACGUGGACUCAAAACAUUCAUUAAUAAAUUAUUAUUGAUAUUGUGUGGACUUAUGUCAGCGUGCUUAGUAGCAGUUAAAAAUCAGGAGGCAACAAGUCCAUGCGAAAAAGACGGAAACAAAAAGAAGUCUAAAAAAAGAAAAUACGAAGAUCAAGCCACAAGUUUAGAGAAUUCUGAAUAUACGACAACAGAAUAUGCUGAUAACAAUGAAGAUGAAAACUUCAAAUUUACUAAAGAAAAGAAGAAGAAGAAAAAUAAAGUUAACCUGGAGGAAAACAAUGACCAGACUGAAAGCUGUAUAGAAGUUCUUGGCCGCAAAACCCGUUUAAAGCAAAUCGAGAAACCUUGCAAACGUAUUGAAAAUACAAAGUAUGAAACAGAAGAAUUCAUGAGCUUUAAUGAAAGAUCUAAUCAUGCAGAUGAGCCAAACUUCAAAACACAGACUAAAGAAGUAAAAUGUGAAAUAAAGCCAUAUCAGACUCAGUAUACAUCAAAUGAAAAGUACAUUAAGAUUCAUGUAAAUCCAGAAAAGGAGAUCUGCAAUAUUCCGAAACAAGUGAUAUGUACAGAAUACAGACUUGUUAUGGCAAAGCUGACGGAACUCAAAAUAGUACCACCUGAAGUUAAAGUGGUUAUUAAAGAUGCGCUUUUCUAUCCUGAAGCGACACGGAAAAAACUCAAACAAUAUUAUAAAUCAAAGCAGUUUAAAACAUUGAUAUCUCCAAAAGAACAACAAGAAAUAGAGGUAGCCGUGAAAAAUUUAAACGAUCAACUGCAAUCAAAAAUAAGUAUGAUGAAUACAUUAGCUGAAAUGGAGGAGAGCACUGGUCAGCUAACACAGGAGUUAUCAAAGACACAGUUGGACAGUGGCAAGACAAGCCAGAGUGAGUGUAAGGCUGAAAUGGAUCCUGCCAAAGUAGUGUUGUUAAAAAAAAUGUCGGAUGUGUUGCAAUCACUAAUAAGAAAUGAAAUAAAGGAUACGAAUUCUAGCAAGGAAUCUGCAAGUGAACAUUUAGAAAAUAAAGAACUAAAAUCCUCAAAAGAAAAAAGUGCUACUUCUAAAUCUACCCACUCUAAGAAUAAAAACACAUCAUCUAAAGAUAUUACCACACCAAAAAAAAGCUCAGCACAGCUUGCACUUGAAGAAAGGCUUUCAAGUUUAGCCGAGCAAAUGAAACUACUAACUGAAGGUAAAGUACCUUUAACAAAUAACACUGUAAAAUCUGGAGUAAAAAGAAUGGAAGACAGAAGACGUUUUGAAGAAGAGGGACCAAUGGGCUUUGGAAGAUGUAAAAGAGGAGCACCACAGAAUUCUGUAUUUCGUGGUGGCAAAGGAGGUUUCUUUUCUCACAGGAAUUCUCACCAAAGAGGAUAUGGAGGAACAAUCAGAGCUGCAAUGCCACAUGGUGGUUGGGGUGCUCUCCAGUCAUUUAGUAACAGUUUCGAAAAAAACUGCAAUGGUUUUAAUAAUUCAACAGGUCGAAACCAACCUUUUCGGAGUAAAGGCGGAUUUAGUGGUGGAAGAGAUUUUGGAGGACGAGGACGCAUCUCACAAAAUAACUUUGAUGCAAAACAGUAUGCCAAAAAAUGUAUGGCUGAAAAUAAAAUGCCUGAACUUAAUUUCAAUGGUGUAGAUUUAAAAAAUAUAAGUGGUUACGCAGCUAAAAUUUCAAGCUCCGGGACGUCGAAGACAGAGUUGAGUACUAGUACAAAAAGUUGACCUGCAAAAAAACUUGGAAAAUUUUAAUUGUAAUUAGUCUAAAAAUUAACAUACUGAGGGUAUUUUUAAUGUAUAUACAUUAUUACUGUAUUGGUAUAUUGUUAUUGUUACAGAAAUAUAAGCUGCAGAAACAUUCAACAGCAAUACAUUAAUAUCAAUUAAUAAUUAAUGAGUAUAAUCUUUCUAUACUAAAAGGAUAGGUGGUCAGGUUUACCACCAUUUUGUGUUACAAGAAUAGUACCAUUUUCCAAAAACUGGUACCUGCUCUCUUCUUUAGGAGUAAGAUCUUGAUACUAAUUGGCCAUACUUCAAAUUGAAAUAAAAUGAAAUCGUUUACAUUAAGAUUUUAAAAAAUGUAGUAGCCAGGUUUUAUAGCACAAGAGUUUUUAUAGGGCAUGAAGCAGAGCAGGCUCACCUUGCACAUUAGAAGGUUAUUCCUCUUCUACUUAACAUUGAUACAUUCAAUAAAUAAAAGGGAUAUUUGUGUGUUUUAAUGAGUUGUCAAAAUUUGGAAGCAGUUAUAUUAAUUACUUCAAAAGAGUUGUAUUUUUUUUUGAAAAUAGCAUAUUAAAGAGAAAGAAUUGGUAUUAGGCAUAACUUAAAGAAAACUGUAUGUAUAAAUAAAUAUUUUAUUUUGUACAUUGCAUUUUUUAUAAGAAUUGUACAUUUAAUUUGGUUGAAAAUGGAACGGUGAAUUAAUAACUUGUUUAAAUUGUCUGCUCGAGAAAAAUUGCACUUUGAUUAAAAUGUUGGAAAACGCCUUUUA